Molecule: messenger RNA, 1371 nt
Organism: Hyaloperonospora brassicae
Lineage: Eukaryota; Oomycota; Peronosporomycetes; Peronosporales; Peronosporaceae
Source: the annotation of a GenBank genome assembly
AUGCCGGCCGUGCCGAGCGACGCGGGACUGGGCUCCAAGGAAGAGGACGACGCGCAGCUGAACGAGCGCAUCUCCAAGGCGCACUCGGAGCUCUCGGAGCUGCACCGGAAGAUCAUCACCGACAAGAGCGACCGCGGGAGCGACGGACCCGCCCGACGCACGCGCAGUCGCACGACGCGCCCGUUGCCGCUUGACGUCGACUAUGGCACAUCCAGCGAGCGGCCACUGCAGCAGCGCCCGAGCACGAACGACCCGAUGCGGUCGGACCGUAUGCGGCUCGCCGAGCUCUCUAACGAGCAGCAGCUCCAGGGCAUGCGCAGUGCAGAAAAAGACGCUACUGCUGUCCCGUCUGCGUUGCGUCGCACCCAAGCGCCACGACGUCCUGUCGACCGUAUCAACAUGGCUACAUUACCGCCGCCGCUUGCUGCUGCUGCAAACGAUCUGCGCGACUGUUCGACGGACAUUGGACAGCCCGCGCUCCCGUUGGACGACGUCACGGACACGGACGACGAGGCGCUCGUCACGCCAGCGCGCACCGACGCGAGCAGGAGGACGAAGACGAGGGACAACCGACGCGUACUGGACGAUACGGUAGCUGUGCGUUAUUGUGACGAGCCACUCGGAGCGAGAAGAGCGGGCGGCGCAGACGGAGGAUCGAGGACGCACGCGGAGCUGCACACGUACGUGCGGCAGAUGGAAGAGACGAUCGCGCAAUUAGUGCAGCAAAAGGACGAGCUGGUGCAGAACCAGACCGAGUUUGACAAGCACGCGAGCGGGAUCUUUCCGUCGCUCGAGCACUUGAACCAGCAGCUCACGCAGCUCGUGCAGGGCAAACUGCUGCACUCGGGGCAGUCGCGCACGUCGGAUACGGACCACGACGAUCACGACCACAACGACGUGGCGACAUUGCACGAUGAUAUGCUCGACGAACUCCGUGUGCAGCGCGAGCAGCUGAGCGAACUCGAGGCCGACAGCAAACGUCGGAAGUACGAUGCCGAGCUGCAGGAGCAGAGCCGCGCGAUUGAGAUCUCGCGGAUCCGAGCGGAUGUGAUAAGUGUCGUUGCGAAUGGGAAAAUGCGCGACGAGCGCACGGAACUGGUGUCGGAUUCCCUCAAGAAGGUGCAACAGGAACUGCAAGAGGCAGUGAAGAGUAUGGUACAGCGCUACCAGCUGCUGGACAAGCGGGUGAGUCAGCUCCAGGUAGCAGUGCAACCGCCCCAGGUCACGACGGAGGGACGCAAGACACGAUGGAACACGUUGCGUUUCUUCGUCACAAUGUUAUUAUUGGGGACAAUGUCGGCAGCAGUCGGCUUUCUCGUCGUGAGUAGCAGAGAGUGUGGGGUAAUCGAGCGGUGUCGUCCGCUCAUAUAG